AUGUCCUGUUGCAGGUACCUGGCGAUAGUGCGGCCGCUGCAGCCGCGGAUGUCUAAAGCGAGCGCCCAGGUGACCAUCGCCGCCGUCUGGGUGGCCAGCCUGUCGCUGGGAUCCCCGUGCCUGCUCUACUCAGACACCAUCACCUACAGGUACGCCGGCAAGAUGCGGACGGCGUGCAUCAUGGUGUGGCCCGACGGGCCGAGCAACGUCUCCACCAUCGACUACGUGUACAACCUGGUGCUGCUGCUGGUCACUUACGUACUGCCGGUGGGCGCCAUGGUGGGCUGCUACAGCGCGAUGGGCCGCGAGCUGUGGGGCAGCCGAUCCAUCGGCGAGAUGACGCAGCGGCAGGCCGACUCCAUCCGCUCCAAGCGCAAGGUGAGUGAACCCGCGCACGAAGGCAGACCCAGGCUGUUCGUAGGCUAUAAGGCCAGGGAAACAGCGUCACCGUACUGA
This is a messenger RNA of Schistocerca gregaria, 456 nucleotides long. RefSeq names its product tachykinin-like peptides receptor 86C. Gene Ontology annotation, biological process: G protein-coupled receptor signaling pathway. The transcript has 3 exons. The coding region runs from base 1 to 456 and encodes 151 amino acids. Lineage: Eukaryota; Metazoa; Arthropoda; Insecta; Orthoptera; Acrididae. The record is from RefSeq and is a predicted model, not a curated record. Gene Ontology annotation, molecular function: tachykinin receptor activity. Gene Ontology annotation, cellular component: plasma membrane.